AUGGCCAUCGACAACACGUUAUACUCCGAGGAUGAUGGCGGCUCUCGUCGUACCAGCCUCAGCACAACCAGGAAUCGUUAUCUACCUCUAUACAGGCAGGAAAACGAUGACCACGGCCACCAUCGGAGUAACAGCAUCCGAAGCGUCAAUUAUGGCAACGGUACCUCAACCCGGUGGAAUGGUUCUCGCCAAGCCGGCUCAGGCGAGUCAAAUUUGAACUGGAGAGAACGGUCUAGAGCUCCGGAUCUUGAUCCCAGUAAUAUUGCUGGACAGAUCAUGGUUUUACCACCGAUGCCGAAACUUGACCUUCUUAAAGUAGGGGGAUCAGACGGGCGUCGUCUGGACGAUGAUGGUUACGAGCAUCCGGUGCUUAUUCUGACCAAUCCGGACCAUGAAGGUUACAUGACCUCUUUCAAGUGCACAACUCUUGCAAAGAAGUUUCCAGGCGACAGAGACAAGCCCAACAAGUACACAGGUUCUUAUAUGCAGAUUGCUGACGAUCAACCACCCGAUCCUGAUGCUCCAAUCGUACUUCAUCUAUACAAUGAACACAAUACCUGGCCCAAGUACAUGAGAAAACGGUCAUUCGUCGAGACUAUCAAGUCAUACAGAUGUCGUCGGUCUAUCUUGGAACCAUACGAGGAUUCAAGAAACCCAUGGUUCAUCGAUGCCGACUCUUUGGACAUAGCCAUUGCUCGAGUUCUGUUUAUGAAGGUGGAGUUCCCGCUGCGUUCAAACAAUCUUCUCGAGCCUCAGAAACCACAACACAUGGUCGUCCCAUUUGGUACAGACAGGCAUCCCGGCAAUGUUGUGCAGAUGCUCCCACGAAAACCACACUUUGGGAAGAAGCCACUACAGCUAGCACAACCAGCUCAACCAGCACAACCAGCACAGGCAGCGGACAUAAAGCAGCCAGACUCUCCCCAGCCGUCCGCCGAGACUCCUAGGCCCGCUCCGUCGAACAACAUCCGGGAAGCCAUCUUCAAAAAGCUUCAUAUGGACAGUUUGAGCCAAAAAGUCAAGACUAUCGAGGACAUGGAGUCUUCCUUUCCGAAACACAGAGCGCUGGAGCCAAAGCCCUCGAGGAUGAUGCAAAAUUUCCUGCGCUCUGUAAGAAGAACAGCUACGCCGUGGUCCGACGCUCACUAA
This is a messenger RNA of Sordaria macrospora k-hell, 1149 nucleotides long. RefSeq lists its product as uncharacterized. The record is from RefSeq and is a predicted model, not a curated record. Lineage: Eukaryota; Fungi; Ascomycota; Sordariomycetes; Sordariales; Sordariaceae.